GUGAAAAGUUGUCACUACGGGAAAAGUGUCACACGCGUGCGUUCUGCUAGGAAAAGUGAAAAUUUUCUCCCUCUAUUGGAAAUAGUGUGCAUUGGAAAAGUGGAAUUUCCCAGCCAAAAUUCGAUCGAAACCGAUCGAAAAUAUUUCAAUUUCGUUACUCAACGGCACAUGCGAGUGCUGCUGAUGGAAAUGAGGUGAAAAUUGCCGUGGAAUGUAGUGAAAGUUGAUUUCGAACGAAAGGGGAAAAAAAUCUCAAGUGGUCUCACGAAUAAUAAAGAGGGAGGAAAAUCGAAGAAGAAGAGCAAGAUCGACUAGCUUGAAAACGAAUAUUUACUUGAUUGCUGCAGAGUAUAAACAACAACAAACGCGAAGCGUUUGUUUGACAACACCCGGCGCCUACUUUUUGUCAAACAUAAAGUAAACAAAGCCAACUUUGAUUUAAGUAGAGCAUAAAAUCGUGACUGUGUGACAUUGCGUAACAGAUAGAAGCGAACCGAAAAGUGUGUCAUCUGUCAGCUGCUUACGGCGUGUGAGUGUGCUCGGUGUCUUCUGUCAGCAGUGGUCGUUCCGUGAAAAUCAUCUCCCCCCACCCUGUUAUUUUUUUUGUAUGGUGCUUUAGAAACGUGUGUGCCAAGCCAAGCGCAUGCAUAUGUCAGAAUGAUAAAUAGGAAAAGAAUGUUCCUACUGGUGCUCGUUCUGAGCGCGAAUGUUGGUGUAUUCCAUGCGUACAAUAGCGAUGCUGACGAGACGGUUGAACACAUUAAAAUUGGUGGACUCUUCGAUGGCGACACCGACGAUGCGAUGCUCGCUUUCCAAUACGCCGUGGAGGCGGUCAACAACGAAAAGCUAGCCUAUUCGAACUACCGGCUGGAGGCGCACCCGAUGACGGUCAAAUACGGCGAUCAGUUUGACGCGUCCAAAAAGCUGUGCCGGUUGUUGAAGUCCGGCGUGGCAGCCAUCUUUGGACCGAGCUCCCCGACGGCAGCCGUCCACGUCAACAGCAUCUGCGACGAGAAGGAAAUGCCGCACAUCGAAACCCGCUGGGAUGCCCACACCCGGCUACCCAUCUUGAAUAUCCACCCUCACCCGACGAUCCUCGGUCGGGUCUUCCUCGAUCUGGUGGUGGCAUUCGAGUGGAAGGACUUCACCAUCAUCUACGAGUCGGGUCCCUGGCUGCCGGGUAUAUCGGAACUGCUGAAAAUGAACGACCCCAAAGGCUACACCGUGACCGUUCGGCAGCUGGACCUGAAGCUGAACGGCAACUUCCGACCCGUGCUACGGAGGGUCAAACUGUCCGACGACAAGCACAUUAUUCUGGCCUGCUCGAUCGAGUCCAUGCCGGAGGUGCUGAAGCAGGCCCAGCAGGUCGGACUGAUGACCGAUCACCAUCAGGUCAUCAUUACAUCGAUGGAUCUGCAUACCAUCGAACUGGAACCGUACCAAUACAGUGGAACGAACAUCACCGGCAUUCGGUUGCUCGAUCCGGAGGAGGAUAAGAUUCACCAGGUUACGGAAUUCCUAAAUGCUUCGCAGAUAUCGAAGACCUUGGAGUUGAAAGAAGGCCUAAAUCCAGCGACGAUGCGUGUCGAAACGGCGUUGAUGUACGAUGCGGUUCUGCUGUUUGCAGAAGCGCUUAGGCACUUGAUUGGGAUCGAUCCACCACACCCGCUGGAGACAAUGUCGCUGAAGUGCGACGAUGACGACACGUGGAACAACGGAUAUAGCAUAAUCAACUACAUGAAGACUUCUACGAUCCACGGACUGACCCGGUGGGUGAAGUUCGAUCACGAAGGACAUCGAACGGACUUCUUGCUAGAUAUUGUGGAACUGGGACCGGCCGGUUUGGAGAAGAUCGGAGUUUGGAAUUCGACCGAAGGGUUGAACUUCACACGGAAGAAGGAGCACACGGCGCUGGCAUUCGACGAUGGAACGCUGCAGAACCGAACCUUUAUCGUUCUGACGGCACUGUCACCUCCGUACGGUAUGCUCAAGGACUCACCGACUCGGUUGAGUGGUAACGAUCGCUUCGAGGGGUUUGGAAUUGAUGUUAUCCAUGAGCUGUCGUUGAUGCUUGGAUUUAACUACACCUUCGUCCUGCAGGAGGACGGAGUUUACGGUUCACUGAAUCGGGAAACAGGCAAGUGGAACGGAAUGGUACAGGAACUGCUCGACUGGCGUGCAGAUUUGGCCAUCACCGAUCUGACAAUUACGUCGGAUCGAGAAAGUGCCGUAGAUUUCACCAUGCCUUUCAUGAACCUGGGUAUUUCGAUUCUCUACCGGAAACCCACAAAGGAACCUCCUUCACUGUUCUCCUUCAUGUCUCCCUUUUCCAAGCAAGUGUGGCUGUAUCUGGGUGGAGCGUACAUGACGGUGUCAAUGUCGUUGUUUAUCCUGGGUCGACUGUCGCCAAAGGAAUGGGACAACCCGUAUCCUUGCAUCGAGGAACCAGAAGAGCUGGAGAAUCAGUUCAGUUUCAGCAAUUCGAUGUGGUUUACGAUCGGUGCCCUGCUGCAGCAGGGCUCGGAAAUCGCUCCCAAGGCUUCGUCGACCCGUGCCGUGGCUUCCAUCUGGUGGUUCUUCACGCUGAUCAUGGUCUCUUCGUACACUGCCAACCUGGCUGCUUUCCUGACGGUCGAACAGAUCCAUUCGCCGAUCAGCAAUGCCGAAGAUUUGGCCGCCGCCAGCGGAAGCAUCAAGUACGGUGCCAAGCGUGACGGCAGUACGUUCAGUUUCUUCAAAGAUGCCGAGUACAAGACGUACCAGAAGAUGUACCAGUACAUGAUACAGAAUCCGGAACUGCUAACCUCCUCGAAUCCGGAGGGACUGCAUCGGGUCAAGACGGAGAACUACGCUUUCCUGAUGGAAUCGACCUCGAUCGAGUACAUCAUCGAGCGCGAGUGCGACGUCACGCAAAUCGGAGGAUUGCUGGACGAUAAGGGCUACGGGAUAGCGAUGCGGAAGAAUUCUCCCUACCGCAGUGCCUUGAGCGAGGCUGUCCUGCGGCUGCAGGAACAAGGUGUUCUCACCUCCCUAAAGCGCAAAUGGUGGAAGGAGAAGCGUGGCGGCGGAGCCUGUUCGAACGCGAUGGAGGAAAGCGGUGCCCUUGCAUUGGAAGUUGCCAACGUGGGAGGCGUGUUCGUACUGCUGAUCGUCGGUUGUGUCGUGGCAUUAUUCAUAAGCUUCUGCGAGAUGCUAUGCGACGUUCACAGCCGUUCUCGGGAGCUGAAGCAAGGCUCCGCAGACGACGGUGCCGAAGAGCUCGGCAUGGACAAUGUUGGUGGUGUGUUCUUCGUACUUUUUGUAGGUUGUUCCACGGCCCUGGCCUUCGGCUGCUGUGAGCUACUGUGCGAGAUUUCCAAAUACGCCCGGCAGCACAAGAUGUCUUUCCGCGAGGAACUGAUGACCGAACUGCGGUUCGUGGCCAAGUGCUCCGGCAACACGAAACCGGUCCGCCACCGGAAGAGUUCGUCCGGUUCGAGAAAUUCGCUGGAAUCUGGCCUAUCGGAACCGCCGUCAGCCGACGGCUCGAAGAUGGACUUGUCCGGCGGCCCGGCUGCAGGCGGAAAAGGUGGCCAACAGACGAACGGAAAAUCCUCUCUCAAUGUGCAGCUCAAAUCCAACGGUCGGAAGGCCGUUACGUUGGAUGAUUGAGGUUAUGUUGUCCUUGUGAAGGUUUGGAUCGUUUCACUGAAAAUUUGAUAUUGUUCUAGAGGUGAAAUAUUAGCGUCAAGAACUAGUUCAAAGUGUGCAUAGAAAGAUGGUUUAUUUUAGCAGAGAGUGAAUAUGGAACAUGUUCGUUGUAUUUGUUUUCUUAGUGUGAAAUGCUUAGCAAUUUAAUAAAAGCACUGUUAUUUU
Molecule: messenger RNA, 3855 nt
Organism: Ochlerotatus camptorhynchus
Lineage: Eukaryota; Metazoa; Arthropoda; Insecta; Diptera; Culicidae
Gene: Grik
Product: grik
Exons: 8
Coding region: 658-3651 (997 amino acids)
Biological process (GO): synaptic transmission, glutamatergic; modulation of chemical synaptic transmission; monoatomic ion transport
Cellular component (GO): plasma membrane; postsynaptic density membrane
Molecular function (GO): transmitter-gated monoatomic ion channel activity involved in regulation of postsynaptic membrane potential; glutamate receptor activity
Source: RefSeq, a predicted model, not a curated record